Myripristis murdjan (pinecone soldierfish) is the source of this 2808-nucleotide messenger RNA. Its product is annotated as epidermal retinol dehydrogenase 2. Gene Ontology annotation, molecular function: oxidoreductase activity, acting on the CH-OH group of donors, NAD or NADP as acceptor. The transcript has 7 exons. The record is from RefSeq and is a predicted model, not a curated record. Gene Ontology annotation, cellular component: lipid droplet. The coding region runs from base 175 to 1104 and encodes 309 amino acids. Lineage: Eukaryota; Metazoa; Chordata; Actinopteri; Holocentriformes; Holocentridae.
UAUUUGGCUUUGGCACCGCCCAUGUGUCGUAACGCCAUCCUAUCUGAGUGCAAAGGUCCGUGUUUAAAGAGCGGAUGCUCUCAGCAGCAGAGACACACCAGACCACUUCCCAAACACACUCGGUUAAUUUAGCUAAAAGCGUGUUCAUAUACAGAUCCGAGUCCAUCAGCCACCAUGAAUUUUUUCCUGGAAACGCUUCAAGUCCUCAUUCUUUCCCUCUGGUACAACAUUGAGGCCUUUUUCCGCUUCUUCAUCCCUGCUAAGAGAAAGAAUGUGGCUGGUGAGGUGGUCCUGAUCACAGGGGCAGGAAGUGGCAUUGGACGCCUCAUGGCUCUGGAGUUUGCAGGUCUGGGUACCGUGCUGGUGUUGUGGGAUAUUAACCAGGAGGGGAUAAAAGAGACGGCUAGACUGGCUAAAGAGAGAGGAGCCAUCAGAGUACAUUACUACCUCUGUGACUGCAGCGAUAAGAACGAGGUUUACAGUGUGGCUGAUCAGGUGAAGCGGGAGGUUGGAGAUGUCAGCAUCCUGAUUAACAACGCUGGCAUCGUGACAGGAAAGAAGUUUAUGGAUGCUCCUGAUUCUCUGGUUGAGAAGACCAUGGAGGUCAACACCAUGGCUCACUUCUGGACCUACAAGGCGUUCCUGCCAGCCAUGUUAGCCAACAACCAUGGCCAUCUGGUCAGCAUUGCCAGUACUGCUGGUCUCGUAGGAGUCAAUGGAUUGGCAGAUUACUGUGCCAGCAAAUUUGGGGCAGUAGGUUUUGCUGAGUCCGUGGGUCUGGAGCUGCUGGCGACUGGAAAAGAUGGAGUCAAGACCACUAUCGUCUGCCCGUACUUCAUCAAUACCGGCAUGUUUGAUGGAUGUCAAACUAAGUGGCCAACACUGCUGCCCAUCCUGGAACCAGACUACGUGGUGAGGAAGAUCAUCCAGGCCAUUCUUACAGACCAGGUCUUCCUACUGAUGCCCAGGAGCAUGUAUUUAAUCACUGCACUCAGGACUACUUUAAACUGGAAGAUGACAUCUCUCCUUGGCGAUUACCUGGGACUCUCCGACAGAGUAGACCACUAUUAUAAAAACCUCAGUCUGCUCCCCAAACGGCACUAACGCACAUUCUUUCCAAAACAUCACAUGCAAAAAUCCAUAUGAAUUCAAAGCACUGUUUUUGCUUUGCUUUGAAAGAAAUAUUUUCAUAUGUAAAUGCAGCAAAAUGUGAAAAAAUAAAUCAUAUCAAAACACUUGAAAUUUGAAAUAUGCUCACUCAUGGGAACAAACAUGUUUCCCAAGUGCACAUGGUUGGAAUUGAUGUGUGUAUUCACAAGUGACCUUUUUUGUGAUGAAAUUCUUUCCUAUACAUUGGAAUAGCUUCUGUACAACAGCCAGAAAAACAAAAAACUGCAAGAGCUCUGUGCCCAUCAGUUCUGUUGUAGAGAAUAUGUUGCAAGGAAAGACUCAAUAGGUUAAGUGUUCACCAGGCUACCAGCUCUAUUAGAUACAGGUUUGCUAAUCAGUUGUUAAAAACUUGUUUGAAAGUAAUUUACAGUAAUUUAAUUUAAUUUAAUUUAAACUCUUAGUACUUAGCGGUCUGAGAGCCAAAAUAUUCUUAAGCACUGAAGGUAUCAACCAAUAUCAAGCAAUAGUGCAUACUCUCCUCUCUGUUUAGAUCAAGAAAAUGAAGCUAGCAGUGUAAAGAGAUUCCUGGUGGACAUUAACCUUGCAGUGAAUGAUGUCUCCUGUUGAGUGCACUGUUGUGGUGGUUGUUCUCAGACAGGGGAUAGCUGGUCCAAAGCAUAGUAUCACUAAGAUUAUUGUAGUGCAUUGACCUUAAGGGACAUUGCACUGUAAAACAGAGCUGACAGUUUGUGCCCCCUUCGAUCUUAGACAGUUCAGUGUACAAUUUAGAAUGAAAGCAGCUCUCUAAAGAAGGAAGGGACAACAUGUCACUGAGUUGCGUGUAAGCCCAAGUUGGUGUGUAGAAAAAAUUUGUGUAGUUGUCAUUGUUUUGAAUGGGUUUGCUUCCCCUCCAUUUAUGCGUUAUUUAACAGGAUAGAGCCCCAGCAAGGUGUCAGAAAAAUGAGCAAUUCAUCGACUGCUAACAUGCUCAUAAUUGAUAUUGUACAUUUUAAACUUGUAGCACACUUGUGGCUGUUUGACCAGAGCUGGGCUUCACAGGCUUCAUGCAGCUGUUGGACAGACUCCUGAAGUUUUGAGAGCAGUAACAAGGACAACUAAUGCACACAAAGGACAAAAAACACCAGUGCAAUGUUUGGAAUGCUGUUGCUGUGACAUGUUGUUCCUUCAUUCUUUAUACAUACAUAUGUAUACAUACAUAUACAGCGUCAGCAGUCUUUUGUCAUAGGAGGCAAAUACUGCAGCCACUUGAUGGGGACUGAACAUGAUUCUGGAUUUGUGGAGAAUCUGACAAUAACCAGUGUGAAAUUAUCUCUUAUUUAUUAUUUUUUCUCAGAAAUGUGAUAACAUUUUUUCUGUCACUGUCACAUCACUGUCAGUGGAACAGAUCCAGCUUUUUUAUCUUCAUGACUUCCUGGAUAAUAUUUUUGAUGUUUGGCAGAGUUGACCAUUUUUUGACUUAAGUUGACUGUUUAAGACCAUGGGAAUAAUACAAAUGAAUUCUUUUUCUUGGAUGUGAUUUAGUUGCACUUGUAACUUCAACUAAACUAAGAUUUUAGCACAAAGUUGUGUUUGGGGAAAACUACUGCCCAUUAAUUGUGCCUUGCUGUUUGGCGGCUUGUCAGCAGAAUAUGAGGACAAUGGUAAGAGUUAAAUAAAGAUUGUGUGCAUUUUUUUUCA